GAAUUCGGCAUCUCCACCUCUUCUCGUCUUCACCAGUCCACUCUCUGUGUAGCUGAGCUAUUGUCCAAUCCGCCUUGCUGCUGCCUUGUUAUCGUAUAUGCGUCGACAGAUCUUUUCGCAAAUCUCGACGGCGUGUGGCGGAGGCAAUUUUGAUGACGACGGACAGAGGUGCUUAGCCACAACUUCCAAAGGGUACAAACUUUGUUGCCUGCUCAUCAGAAUGCAUACUGACUAUGAUACUCAUCUGCGGGCCGCGAGCCAGAUCGCCAGUGUGCUGGUGCUUGCUGAAAGUAUAUACGCACCUACUCCAGAACCGCCUUGUAUGUUUCCCUUCAACACUGACCAUGGUAUCAGGAAAAGUAGGCUAGAUAGGAGGAAGAUGCCAAAGCUGAUAGUGACUACCAUGGCUUUGUCGCGUUCGUCCUGGUCAUAUAUCCCCCACCCAUCGACCGGGUCUCCUGUUGCCUGCAACUCUCCAUGCGUUCUCUUAGAAAGCAGAUCCAGAAUUGAGGUGUCAUCCUCAUCAAAGCACUCCGGGUCACGGAGCAUGUGCAUCGGGCCACCUCUUGGGUAGAUCUGGUGCCUUGCAAUCGUACUUCCCAAUCCCUACUGGCGGCUUUUGCGUCUUCUCCUCUGGUGGAAGACGCUCACACCCGAGUUCGCAGCAGGUAUGAUGAUGGCGUAUCUCAGCCAGCUUGCGUUUACGAAGACAAAACUGCAGCUUUUGUUAGCAAAGGUGAAGUGAAUUUCUGGAUUCCUGUUAAUUGACCUUGUCGAAGCGUAUCUACCGGACACGGCACAUCGCGAGAAAUCCCAAGUAACGACCACGAUGCGUUUCGAAUUGGUCUCUCAGAAAGCGAAGCAGCUCUCUGUCUGAAGUGAUCUUUUGAACUUCUUCUUGA
Molecule: messenger RNA, 902 nt
Organism: Macroventuria anomochaeta
Lineage: Eukaryota; Fungi; Ascomycota; Dothideomycetes; Pleosporales; Didymellaceae
Exons: 1
Coding region: 98-574 (158 amino acids)
Source: RefSeq, a predicted model, not a curated record